AUGCAUACCGGCAUCUUCCUUCUCUUUGUGACAUUCUCCUUAUCUUUUACCGCAGCAGGUCUCGCGAUCAAGCACGGCGUUCCAGAAGAUGGUCUACUCAUACAACGUCGCAGUCCUGUUGUAGUCGACGCGAGUCGCCAUGUUAUCGAGCGAAAGUCCAUAAUCGAGGAUGUACCGGCUCCUGUUGUCGAAUCCGGCUUAUCUACGGUCACAGAUGGAGAGAUUAUGAGCAAGGACGAUGCUUCAGCUUCGGAUCAAGACCCUACGACUAUUUUAAAGACGAGAGAUCAAGGACACAGAGAUGAUGACAGUCAAAGACGGACUGCUGACCUGGAACAACGAGCUGACCGCCACGGGCCCGGAUAUGGCAGGAGGUCAGACAACCUAGAACAACGAGCUGACCGCCACGGGCCCGGAUAUGGAAAGAGGUCAGAUGAUCUAGAGGUGCUCAGCGAACGACGCGGUGGUGAAUAUGGCCAAUGA
This is a messenger RNA of Ascochyta rabiei, 483 nucleotides long. RefSeq lists its product as uncharacterized. The coding region runs from base 1 to 483 and encodes 160 amino acids. The record is from RefSeq and is a predicted model, not a curated record. NCBI's taxonomy places the organism in Eukaryota, Fungi, Ascomycota, Dothideomycetes, Pleosporales, Didymellaceae. The transcript has 2 exons.